Pelobates fuscus (common spadefoot toad) is the source of this 2549-nucleotide messenger RNA. It is a transcript of the gene DESI1, whose product is annotated as desumoylating isopeptidase 1. Gene Ontology annotation, molecular function: peptidase activity. Gene Ontology annotation, biological process: protein modification by small protein removal. The record is from RefSeq and is a predicted model, not a curated record. The coding region runs from base 138 to 647 and encodes 169 amino acids. Lineage: Eukaryota; Metazoa; Chordata; Amphibia; Anura; Pelobatidae. The transcript has 6 exons.
CCGCUCUCCGGGCGGUGAUUGGACAGCCUCGCCGCAGUGGGCGUGUCGCUCGCACGGUGAGGCUGUGCAGUGUUUCCGGACUGUCAAACAUUGGCUGGCGGAGCUCGGUGUCUCUGCCGGUAUCGCACUGUGCGUGAAUGGAGUCAGCGCAGAGCACCCGCCCGGUCCGGCUCUAUGUGUACGACCUGUCCCGGGGCCUGGCCCGCAGGCUCAGCCCUGUCAUGCUCGGUAAACAGUUAGAAGGAAUUUGGCACACCUCCAUUAUAGUUUUUGAGGAAGAAUUUUUCUAUGGUGGUGGGGGAAUAACAAGUUGUCUGCCGGGUGGUACAAUGCUCGGUGAUCCAGAUACAGUGGUGGAUCUUGGGAACACAGAGGUGACCGAAGAUAUUUUUUUGGAAUACCUGUCCUCUCUGGGAGAGUCUGGUUUCAGUGGGGAGUCCUACCACUUGUUUGAUCACAAUUGCAACACUUUCUCCAAUGAGGUGGCUCAGUUUCUGACAGGGAGAAAAAUUCCUUCAUACAUCACAGAACUACCUUCUGAAGUCCUGUCCACACCAUUUGGACAAGCCCUCCGUCCUUUCUUGGAUUCUGUUCAAAUCCAGCCUCCUGGUGGGAACAGUUUCAACAGGCACAAUGGACCAAGCUAACUGGAGGAGCACCUCAUCGAGCGUGGGCAGUGCCCUACUUUUUAACUUAAUACAUUUUUUAGUAUAUGUUUUCACCCAUAAGUGUUCAUUGUAUCAUUCAUUUAACUAUAAAUGGGGCCAUACUGAAAUUGUUGAUAUUUUUGUAUUUAAAUGAUAUAGAAAGAGUUAAUUAAUUGUUCUAAUGUAUAAAUCAAAUGGUAUUAUUUUAAACAGUUUGUUAAAUACUACAAAUAUAACAUUGUUCUUUCAAGGUUGAAAACUAUUUAUUUAUUUAUUUAUUUACAGUAUACUCUGCUUGGGCCGAGCACCGAGAAAGUCUAAUGCUCACUUUUGAUGGUGUCGCUGAAUGAUAUUUUAUAAAGAGCAAUUUUAAAGCAAAGUUCUAGAAUUUGUAUAAUCGACACCGGAACUGAAUAGAAUUUUCAGAGGUGUCCCAUUUGUUAAAACUAUGUGUCUAAAAUACAUACACUCUUUUUAUGUAUUGUGAAUAUCAAAAGGACUUUAUUGUGACAAAUCUGUCAGAAUUCCUGUUUUGUAGGGUUGCAGAUUUUACCUAUAAAUUUUGCUAUCCACAUGGGCCUGUUUAAUAAACUUUUAAAAUGAUUAAAUACUGUUAGAAGAACUUUCCAAAAAUGUAUCUUCCGAAGUCCCUAUUAAAGACUAUGGGGAUUUUUGUAAAUAAAUCAUUUGGUAAGUUUUUCUAAGAGCGUUGAUUCGUUUGGAAAACGUAUUCAACUUGAGACAAUGAUUUGCAAAUGUAUAGUUAAUAGUGUGUUGUGUGCCUUUUAGUACACAUCAAAUGCUAAGUGUGCAAAAUUUCCGGACACCGUACCUACAAACACGGCGCCCAGAAAAGGACACAUUGCCACAAGGCACACAUCAUUCAUUGUUGGAUGCCAAAAGCUUAAUUUUCUACAGCCAGUUUAACUUUUUCUUUAAUGUAUCCAUUUACUGGAGGUUAUGCUAGAAAAAUACAUGUCCUUACUUAACCCCGUAAGGACACAUGACGUGCGAUAUGUCAUGAUUCCCUUUUAUUACAGAAGUUUGGUCCUUAAGGGGCUAAAGCUAAUCUGUCAUCCACAUGAUUUCUCUUGAAGUAUAAUUCUGAACCAUACAAUCUAAGUUGCUUUUUGUGUGCAUUCAGUGUGCUCAAAUAAGGCCUUCCAAAGACUUGCAAAUAUCAACGCAAAGUAGUGUAUGCUCCAGUUUGUUGAUCUCUGCCCCCAGUGACCUCCAUGUUAUACAGGUUUUACAAGUGCUAUUCUCCAUAGACAGAAUACUAACUGAAUGCUAUAGCAUUUAAAUCAUUUUAAUAUAUUAAGUUGUUUUCUGGUGCUGUGGCAGCAAUGCCUUUUAGUUAAACGUAUAAUUUUCCACUUCUUGUGUCUCAUGACUAUAGAUUACAAUUAAAGCCUGAAAGAAUAUAAAUAAGGAUACAUUUAUAUGAUUAAAGGAUUAAUGCUAGGCGGGGUUUGGCCGUAGAAAUGUAAUGUAGAUGAUCUUAAUUCUAUGUUUUGUGAAAAUUGGUGUUUUUAGCAGAUCUGGAACAGCAACUUUAACCUUUGACCACGAUUUACUCUAAUUAUAGCAUUCCUGUAUGAGUUCUUAAUCUGCUAACUGUAAAUGUGUUUACACAUUUGUUUUUGUUUCAAAACGGUGCUCUUCUCUUGGGUAUGUUAAAGGUCCAAGACAACUGAUUGCUCUCAGCCAAUGCGUCAAGCCCUCUGACAGUUUCCAGCUCACCAUCAUCCGUAGUGGUGGUGGAGCACAGCACUUGGCACAUCCCUGGUAAGAUGUCAAACCAUUCAAAAAUGGUUACACUCCUUACAAUGGGCACUUCUACAGCAAUGCACACUACAGCGUACUGUAGUGGUUUAUAGUGCUUGUUGUGGUCCGUUUAAU